GUGUGUGUGUGUGGUAGUGGUGUUGGGGCGGUGAUUGCAGGCUUCUUCUUAGUUCUGUUGCCUUCAAAGCAUUUCCAAUAGCAAUUUGUUUUCAAAAUGAAUGGAUUUUAUAAAGAAUUUUCAGAAUAUGAACACAUAUCUCUUUUGCUGUGGAACUUCAAUUAAUAUGUGGUAUAACUGACUUUGGACUCUAAGGGACGCUGUUGAUCAACCUAAAAUCGUAUCCCUCUCAUAGCCGUCCUUUUUUACUCUGGUCUACCAGAGGACAUUACGCGUUUGUGCACGGAGCAGUCUUGGGAAAAGAAAAGCAGCCAUUUGGAUUUUGAAGUAGAACGAGUGACAGAAUCAGCUAAAUAGUUAAGGAGUGCGUUAUUUUCGUCAUAUUUAUAAGCAGUCAGUAUUUUUUAUUUUUAUUUUAUUUUGUUGUUGCUAUGUCAAGUGGAACAGGAGCUGUCGGAUGGAGAAAAUGCCGUUAUCCCCCCGGACAAAAUCUGCAGCUUUUUCUCUUCCUUCUAUGCAGGUUUGGCUUUGUGAACGGCCAAAUCCGAUAUUCGAUUCCAGAGGAAAUGAGGAAAGGAUCUUUUAUUGGGAAUGUGGCUCAAGAUCUCGGCUUGGAUCUGAAAAGGCUCCGCUCUGGUCGGGCCCGCAUUGUGACCGGGGAAAACACCCAGUACACCGAGCUGAAAGCAGACAAAGGGAUUUUGGUCGUCAACGACAGAAUCGACCGGGAGCAGCUUUGCUUCGACACGAUGCCGUGCAGCUUCAGCUUUGAGGUGAUUUUAGAAACUCCGAUGGAGCUGCAUCAGAUAACAGUGGAAAUAACAGAUAUUAAUGAUCACUCGCCCACGUUUAAAAGAGAAAAUAUUCUCUUUGAGAUCAGUGAAUCGGCUCUAAGCGGAGCUCGUUUUCCUCUAACAAGCGCAGAGGACGCAGAUGUUGGUACGAACGGUCUGAAAGAAUAUUUUCUGACUGAAAAUGAUCAUUUUGUUCUCAAACAGCACUCAAACGCAGAUGGUAAAAGAUACGCGGAGAUGGUGCUUCAGAAGCCUUUAGACAGAGAGACAAACCCGAACCUUUUGUUAAAGCUAAUCGCUGUGGACGGAGGAAAUCCUCAGAGAUCAGGUACAGUUAAUAUAAAUAUAACCAUUCUUGAUAUCAAUGAUAACGCUCCAGUAUUUAAUCAAUCGGUUUAUAAAGCUGCAGUGACGGAAAAUUCCCCUCGAGACACUUACGUCAUCACAGUAAAUGCGACUGACGCAGAUUUCGGCCCGAACAGUAUCGUGAGAUAUUAUUUUUCUGAUCUCAACAGCGGAUCAAAUGAUUUGUUUAAGAUUGAUGAAAAAAGUGGCACAAUUUUUAUAAUUGGUUCUGUUGAUUAUGAAAAAGACAAGAAAUAUGAGCUUCAAAUACAUGCAAAAGAUCAAGGAGGUUUGACAGAUUCAAGUAAAGUGAUCAUCGAUGUGAUGGAUGUGAAUGAUAAUGCUCCUGUUAUAAGUGUAAUGUCAUUCAGCAGUCCUGUCUCUGAGGAUUCUCCUCCUGGUACAACCAUAGGAAUCAUUAACGUGAAGGACCUCGAUUCAGCUGAAAACGGACAAGUUAGUUGCAGGAUUGAAGAAAAUGUCCCAUUUAAAAUUAAAUCAAAUUUAAAAAAUUACUACACUUUGCUCACAUAUUCAAUAUUGGACCGCGAAAGUGUUUCAGAAUAUAAUAUCACAGUAACUGUAACAGAUGCUGGAGUGCCUCCUUUGUCUUCAAAAAGGACUUUUAAUUUGAAAAUCUCUGAUGUAAAUGAUAAUUCUCCCCGUUUUCUAAAAGGCGUUUAUGAUGCGUUUGUGUUUGAAAAUAACCUUCCAGGUGUCUCUAUUCUCGUGAUAAAAGCAAAAGAUCCAGAUGAAAAUCAAAAUGCUCGAAUUUCGUACAUUCUAGAGGAGAGUAGAGUCGGUGGUGGGCCAGUUUCUGAAUAUUCUCUCUCCUAUAACGGAGCGCGAUCGCCUUGCACAGCGAUCUUUGGACACCACCUUUUUCCCUCACAUCGUUUCUUUUAA
This is a messenger RNA of Oryzias melastigma (Indian medaka), 2045 nucleotides long. Its product is annotated as protocadherin gamma-C3-like. Gene Ontology annotation, biological process: homophilic cell-cell adhesion. Gene Ontology annotation, cellular component: plasma membrane. The transcript is spliced from 2 exons. The record is from RefSeq and is a predicted model, not a curated record. Gene Ontology annotation, molecular function: calcium ion binding. Lineage: Eukaryota; Metazoa; Chordata; Actinopteri; Beloniformes; Adrianichthyidae. Bases 432 to 2045 code for a protein of 537 amino acids.